AAUUAUUGAAUUUUGCAGGAAAGCUCCCCUGUUCGUUGAAUUAUAUUUUUGAGAAAAUUUAAAGACAAUCGCGAUGGUCAUGGAGGAGCAGCGAAGACCGACAGUUGCGGUUGUAGUUCUCGGAGACAUCGGUAGAAGUCCUCGUAUGCGUUACCACGCAUCGUCGUUAAUCGAGGAAGGCUUUAAUGUCAACCUCAUCGGAUACGGUGGAUCUGAAAUCCCUGAGCUCAAGAAAUAUCCUGGGCGAAUCUCUGUUUCCUACGUUAAAGACUACAUCUCUGUAACUGCUCAAGGAAUGAGUAGAAUAUUUCUCUACUUCAUCAAAGUCUUCGCGUUGACGCUGAGUCUUGCGUGGGCCUUGAACUGGCGUCGACCUCCUCUCUGCGUUCUGGUACAGAAUCCCCCGUCAAUCCCUGCGCUUCCGGUCCUCUAUUUGUACUGCUUGGUGACGAAGGCCCACUUUUUCAUCGACUGGCAUAAUUAUGGCCACACGAUACUCUCGCUUACCCUGAAGCCCACCCAUCCGCUUGUGUCCGUCUGUCGCUGGGUGGAAUUCCAUUUCGGAUCUCGCGCUGUGGCAGGGUUUUGCGUGACGGAUGCGAUGCGAGCAGAUUUGAAUAACCAUGGUUUGGAACGCGUUGCGACGCUGUAUGAUCUUCCGUCACCUGCUUUUAAGCCGAUUUCGGACGAGGAGAAGGCGAAGUUUCUGUUGAGGAUAGGGGAGUUAUAUCCGAAGGCGUUCUGCUGUGAAGACGGCGGAAAGAAAAGGGUCAACAGGUUUGCUCAACUGUCGGAAAUCGGGACUGCUGAAUUGAAGGCUGAACGUCCUGGGUUAGUCGUGUCUGCGACGAGCUGGACAGAGGACGAAGACUUUCAGAUGUUUCUGACAGCUCUAGAAACUUACGAUGCACAAGCUGUCCAGAAUAAAGUGAUUGCUGAGUUGGUUGUUGUUAUUACCGGAAAGGGUCCAUUGAAGAGGAAAUUUGUUGAAAUCAUCGACUCUAUACCCUGGCGAAGGAUAGUCAUUGUAACGCCGUGGCUUUCUGCUGAGGAUUACCCACGUAUGCUGGCGUCUUCCGACUUGGGCGUUAGCCUGCAUUCGUCCUCCAGUGGACUGGAUCUCCCCAUGAAAGUUGUGGAUAUGUUCGGUGCUGGACUACCGGUUGCUGCUCUGGACUUCAGCUGCCUCGAGGAGCUGGUAGUCAACGACAAGAACGGGAUAGUUUUCAACAAUGCCUCAGAAUUGCAUGCUGCCCUUGUCAAGUGGUUUAAGGGGCCGGAUUUCAAGAAUCCAAACGCAGGCAACACGUUUCACAAGACGUAUCGCGAUAACGUGAAGCGUUUCGCGUCCCGCGAUUGGCAUUCUCAUUGGAGCGACAUAGCGUUACCAGAAUUCAAAAAAUUUGUUAGUAAUCCGUGAUAAUUCUAGAAAUGUGCGGGAUUGCGCAACUUUCACAUUUCUUGUGAGCCGCCAUUUCAACAUGAUGAACGAUAAAUUUCCAGAAUGAGGGGUUAUUUUUAUUGGAACAGCUAGUUUUUUACGAUGUGCCCCUUUCGAAUUAAGGAGCCCAGGGAUACGUCCAGUACGUGUUCGACUUGGGUGAUGAUUUUGAUCGAAGAGUGUCAGCAGAACUGGAGCUUUUUUAACGUGAUUGUUGUGAAUGCUUAAUUGAAUGUUCCCUAAAAAUGUGUGCCCAUUUACAAGAAAAUACAACUGUCAUUUUUGAAAUGAUA
Molecule: messenger RNA, 1734 nt
Organism: Notodromas monacha
Lineage: Eukaryota; Metazoa; Arthropoda; Ostracoda; Podocopida; Cyprididae
Source: the annotation of a GenBank genome assembly